Molecule: messenger RNA, 3870 nt
Organism: Durio zibethinus
Lineage: Eukaryota; Viridiplantae; Streptophyta; Magnoliopsida; Malvales; Malvaceae
Product: translocase of chloroplast 90, chloroplastic-like
Biological process (GO): protein targeting to chloroplast
Cellular component (GO): chloroplast outer membrane
Molecular function (GO): GTP binding; GTPase activity
Source: RefSeq, a predicted model, not a curated record
UCCCGCUUUACUCGAUUACCGACGCCCCAAAAGGGCGCCUAGGGCGGAAAUCCGCGAACAACAUCGCAUCGCAUCGAUUGAAGAAAGAAACAAAAACGUGUGCAAUUUUCAGUCUGUCUCUCUUAUCUAAUUUUUCCUCCUCUCACAGCCUGUAAUUUUUUUUGCACGGCUCCUUCUCGUGUCUUUACAUAAAAAAGAUUCCUUUUAUUUCCAUAUUACAUAAAAAAUUACAAAUCAAAUUAAAAUGAAAUGAAAAAAGCCCGACGCCACCAUCUCAGAGCUGCCUCUGCGAAUCACAAUCCGGUUCGAAUUCGAUUGCUUUCCAUUUGAUGCUUGCUGUCAGGAGAUUUUCUUUUUUUCUUUUUUUGGGGUGGAUUUAGAGCUCAAUUUAUUUUUCAUUUAAGCUUGUAAUGAAAUUUUAUUAGCAUGAGGCAUGGCAUAAGCAAUAAGCUGAGCCGUUUUUGGUCAAAUUUCAGCGACGAUGAAGGGAAUUAGAGACUGGGUUUUCACUCAGGUACUAUCCAACCCGUUGGCCUCGUCUAGACCACUGUCCGGCAGUGGUGGCUUCUUUCCCCGGGCUCCUUCGUCUCAGGAGUUAGAAUCUGGUGAUCAAGGUUCAUCUCACAGUUCCGGUUCAGUAGCAUUGUCGGUGCCCCCUGAUACAUCAUACUCUUCUGGUAAUAUUCAUGAUAAUGACCUUUAUACGUCGAAGCAGCAAAUCCUAGUUGAAGAUUCUAAUCUGUCACAAAAUAGUACUAAUAGAAAAAAGAUGGAUCCACUGGCAAAGAUUGAGGAUCUCCAGAUUAAGCUCUUGCGUCUUCUCCAACGGUUGGGGCAAUCACAAGACAACCUUCUGGUGGCAAAAGUUUUAUAUAGGAUGCAUCUAGCAACUUUGAUACGAGCAGGGGAAUCAGAUUUAAAAAGAGUGAACUUAAGAAACGAGAGAGCCAAAACAAUAGCAAGAGAACAGGAGGCAUCUGGGGUGCCAGAAUUAGAUUUCUCUAUUAAAAUACUUGUCCUUGGCAAAACAGGCGUUGGCAAGAGUGCAACCAUAAAUUCUAUCUUUGAUGAACCUAAAACUAAGACCAAUGCAUUUCAGCCUGCCACUGAUUGCAUUCAAGAGGUCAUGGGAACUGUUAAUGGGAUUAAAGUAACAUUCAUUGAUACCCCUGGUUUCUUGCCUUCAUCUACAAGCAAUGUGAGAAGAAAUAGGAAGAUUAUGCUGUCUGUGAAGAGGUUCAUUAGAAGAUCUCCUCCUGAUGUUGUUUUAUAUUUUGAAAGGCUUGACCUCAUCAACAUGGGUUAUAGUGAUUUCCCCCUUUUGAAGCUUAUGACUGAAGUUUUUGGUAGUGCCAUUUGGUUUAACACCAUCCUUGUCAUGACACAUUCUUCUCCUACUCUUCCAGAAGGACCCAAUGGGUAUCCUGUCAGUUAUGAAUCUUAUGUUAACCAUUGCACUGAUUUGGUGCAGCAAUAUAUACACCAGACAGUAUCUGACUCGAGGCUUGAAAACCCUGUACUUUUAGUAGAGAAUGACCCUCGGUGCAAAAGAAAUUUCAUGGGGGAAAAUAUACUUCCAAAUGGACAGGUUUGGAAAUCUCAAUUCUUGUUAUUAUGCAUUUGUACAAAGGUUCUUGGUGAUGCCAACACCCUCUUGGAAUUUCAAAACAGCAUUGAGCUAGGACCAUUAAGUAACAAUCGAUUGCCUUCCCUGCCUCAUCUUCUCUCAUCUUUUCUACAUCAUCGGUCAGUAUCAAAUCCAGCUGAACCAGAAAAUGAAAUUGAUGAGGUUCUGGUCUCGGAUGCAGAAGAAGAGGAGUAUGAUCAAUUGCCUUCAAUUCGAAUCCUGACAAAGUCUCAAUUUAAAAAAUUGACUAAACCCCAGAAAAAAGCCUAUCUUGAUGAACUGGAAUACAGAGAGACUCUUUAUUUGAAGAAACAGUUGAAGGAAGAGUGCCUGAGACGGAAGGAAAGCAAACUCUCCAAAGAGAAAAGCUUUGAAGGUGGUGAUGAUGAUGAUGACAAGGUAUCUCCAGAAGCUGUACCAUUGCCAGAUAUGGCAGUCCCUCCAAGUUUUGACUCAGAUUGCCCAGUACAUAGAUUUCGCUGCCUUGUUACAAAUGACCAAUGGCUUGUGAGACCUGUUCUUGAUCCCCAUGGAUGGGAUCAUGAUGUUGGAUUUGAUGGAAUAAACUUGGAAACAGUUUUGGAAGUGAAAAAGAAUGUUUUUGCUUCAAUUACAGGACAAAUGAAUAAGGACAAGCGUGAUUUCAGUAUUCAAUCUGAAUGUGCGGCAGCAUAUGUAGAUCCUCUGGGGCCUACUUAUUCUGUAGGACUUGAUCUUCAGUCUACUGGUAAAGAUCUUAUGUAUAAUUUCCAUAGCAAUGCAAAGCUAAGGAGCCUCGAGCACAACGUCAUGGAUUGUGGAGUCUCUCUGACAUCAUUUGGAAACAAAUAUUAUGUUGGUGCUAAGCUUGAGGAUACCAUAUUGUUAGGGAAGAGAAUGAAGUUUGUUACGAAUGCUGGGCGAAUGGAGGGUUCUGGACAAGUGGCAUAUGGUGGGAGUUUUGAAGCUACUUUUAGAGGGAGGGACUACCCUGUGAGAAAUGAUAGCGUUAGCCUGACUAUGACAGCUCUUUCCUUCAAUAAAGAGACAGUACUUGGUGGUGGUUUCCAGUCCGAGUUCAGGCCAAUACGAGGCAUGAAGCUGUCUGUUAAUGGCAAUGUAAAUAGCCAGAAAAUGGGGCAAGUUUGUGUGAAGAUGAGUAGCUCUGAGCAUGUGGAGAUUGCACUGGUCGCUGUCUUUUCAAUAUUUAAGGCCCUUUUGCGUAGAAGGCCCACUGAAAAUAGAGACAUUGGAGCAUUGGAGGGAAAGCGUAGUCAAGAAAGCAGACUAUAUAUGGAAUAGUCUUUUCAUCCAAACAGAUGAUAUAUUAUGCAGGAUUUUUCAGGUCAUUCUAGAUAUCGUCUCAGAUUGUUGGAUGCCUUAAUUCAGGUAUGUAGGAGGAAAGACUCAAGUAUUGGAUGUUUGUCCCCAUGGUAACGCCACUAUCCUGAGGAAUCGAUUGCAUUUGAGUACCCAGUAGAGGUGCCGACCGUGGCUGUUGACGCUAUUGUCAAUCAAGCCAAUGAUCGUACAGGAAUUCAUGGGAAAUGAGUUUUUUUGUGAUUCAUGGAAUAAAGCUAAAUAGUUGUAAAAGGUUGACCAAACUUCUCUUUUUUUUUUUUUUCUUUUCAUUUUGGUCUAACGAGUUAAAUGUUGUGGAGCUACAUUUUGUUGUGUUAAAUUGCGAUAUAUAAAUUUUCGAAGUGAUAUCUUUUACUAGGUGAACCUUUUCAUGUUUGAUUUACUUAUUAAAAUGUGAUCCGUCCCAUUACUACUAAGCUGUGUUCUUCCUGAAUUUGGAGGGGACGUUAGAUUCACUUUACCUGAACAUGCAAUGGGAAAGAGUGGAAGCCAGUCAGAGAACAAAGAACAAACAGGAGACAACUGUUCAUUAACUGUAAUAAAUGGACCAUAAGCUUCUUCUGGAAACAACUUCAAUUUGCCCACUCCACACCACCGUCCACGUAUAUCAACAUUCCAUUGACUCAAAAAACCGGGGCGCUUCUCCAAAUUGUCCCCUGUUUAUCAAGGUGGCGAGUUAAAAAGGAGGACGUCCUGAUCUUAUCCAUGGCAUUCUACUCCACGUCCUCUUAAAAAUCAAAUCAUGGUGUCACCUUACUUCCUUUUAGGCCCUAGUUGACGUUGGCAAUUCGGCCAUUUUGGCAUUGUUUUGACUCUUUUUGGUUUGUGCUGUUGUGCACGUGGAAUCUGAUCCAUGGAAAAGAACUUGAAUGAGUUUCAGACCAAAUUGACAUGGUAGCAGC